Molecule: messenger RNA, 3096 nt
Organism: Drosophila novamexicana
Lineage: Eukaryota; Metazoa; Arthropoda; Insecta; Diptera; Drosophilidae
Gene: Sox21b
Product: transcription factor SOX-1
Exons: 8
Coding region: 960-2798 (612 amino acids)
Biological process (GO): cell differentiation; positive regulation of transcription by RNA polymerase II; anatomical structure morphogenesis
Molecular function (GO): RNA polymerase II cis-regulatory region sequence-specific DNA binding; DNA-binding transcription factor activity, RNA polymerase II-specific
Source: RefSeq, a predicted model, not a curated record
GCAGCAGCAGCAACAGCAGCAACAGCAGCGACGGCCUUAGUUUUAAUCCAUAGUUAAAUAACAACAACAAACACAACAACAAGAGACAGACCGGAAAAACGUUGUGUGAUCAUAAGCAAAUUUGUUGUUUUGUCGCGUUGCAGUUGCCAGUUGCAUGUUUCUCGUUGCCUCAACUUAACGAAACGCUUAAGCGACGGUUAGCUGACCAACAAACAUUACAAAUGCAAAUACCACAACAAAAAAACGGCUACUUUCCAGUGUUGUAUAAUAUCAAAUGCUUUCGAUAACGCCCCAGUUUCCAAUUGGGCAUACAAAAACCUAAACGCACAGUGCUCAACAAAACAAACAUCAAGAAUUCCAAUACCAAUAUUGUUCGUAAAGUCGUGAAAUCUGAAGCAUAAGCUACUUAUUUCGAUGUUAAGCAAUAACAAACAACAAAAACGUCAAACAAGCUUCGUUCCCAAGCCCAAUGAAUAAAUAGAUGAAUGAAAGGCGCGCUCAGAAUGCCCGCUUAAGCAAAUAAACAAAGAUAAAUAAACAUAAACUAGUGCUAUCCAACAUGUAAUGUGCAAAACAAACAGCGACAAACAUACAUAAACAUAAAUACUGAAACAGACACAAAGCUUCCAAUCUUCAGCUCAGUUUGGUUUAGCUCGUAAAUGUCUCUCGUAAAUUGAUCACAAAUUAUACAAAACUCAACCGCUUAUGGAAUUCAAGCCAACAAACCGCUUCAGCAGCCAACAACAACACGCACAUCUAAAGUUUUUAAGUAUUAUAUAGAAUACACCUGGGUAUACUAUAUUCGACUCCAAUCACUGCACAGCAAAUACAAAGGCAAUGCAGCGCCAUUCAAGCUCGACUUCUACUCUUCAAAGCACCUUAACCACUGACACCACACCGGCAACCACACAAUCCCGGCCUAGAGCCAGCAGCAAUUCGACUGCAGCUCCGUCAACAAAAUGAUGGAACGCUUAUCCACGCACUUGUCGCUCUCUGGAUUAUCGCUCGCACAUCCAUUGCAGGGUCAUUUAAGCUCGGUGAGCUCCAGCAGUGGCACGCAUCUCGGCCAAUUGAUACAGCAUCAUCAGCAACAGCAGCAGCAACAACAGCAACAGCAGCAACAGCAGCAGCAGCAGCAACAACAACACACCAGUGAACAGAGUCACGCCCACAGUCACGCCCAUCAUCAUAGCCAGCAGCAACUCUCGCUGGGUCAACUGGGUCAGCAGCAUCAUCACCAUCAGUGCAACAGCAACAGCAGCGGCGGCUCCCCCAACGGCAACGGCAGCUCCGCGCUGAGUCUGCAUCCACAUCUGCAUCAUUCGGCGGCCGCUGCAGCGGCAGCUCAUCACCUGAGCUCCCAGCACUCUCAACUGCAUCAGCAUCAUCAAGCAGCACAGCAGCAGCAGCCGCACUCGACAGGCUCACAUCAUAGCCAGACGGCUGGCUCCGGCGCGGGCUCCAUACACAGCCAGUCACAGGCGCAGCCGCACCAGACAUCGCACAGCAACGGCAUUGGCCAGCAUCUGUCGGGUGGCGCGGGUCACGGUCUCGCCAGCUCCAGUUCUAGUGCGCCCGUGCACUACACAUCCACGUCCAGCACAUCAAGCAGCGUCAUGGCAGCCGCCGCGGCAGCUCAUCUGCACCACAAUUCGCAGGCGUCGCCCAUUAGCAAUCUGCAUCAGAAUAUGGGCAGCCUCAUGAACAGUGGCAGCAGCGCCAGCGACGUCUUCUUCAGCCUGAUGAUACAGAACACAACGAAACGCCAGAACGAGGAGCACAUAAAACGUCCAAUGAAUGCUUUUAUGGUCUGGUCACGCCUACAGCGACGCAAAAUUGCUCAGGAUAAUCCCAAAAUGCACAAUUCCGAGAUAUCCAAAAGGCUGGGUGCCGAAUGGAAGCUGCUCACCGAGGAAGAGAAACGUCCCUUUAUCGACGAGGCGAAGCGUUUGCGGGCCAUGCACAUGAAGGAGCAUCCCGAUUACAAAUAUCGACCUAGACGCAAACCCAAAGCUCUGAGACGCGAUGGUUACCCGUAUCCCAUGCCAUAUCCAUCGGUGCCAGUGGAAGCGUUACGUGCAGGCAUCUCGCCGGGUUACUUUGCGCCCGGUCCCACAGCGGCCGCCUAUCACCUGGGCAGCCAUCUCACGCAGGCAUCGCCGCCAACGACAACGCAGGCGACACUCUCCGGACAGAUGGAUAAAUUUGCAGCAUUGGAACGCAGCUCGUAUCUGAGUAAUGCAGCAGCCGCAGCGGCGGGCAGCCAGGCGAGUGCCUACAGUGCCUACCUGGACCCCAGUGUGCUGACCAAGGCCUACUUCGACUCGAAGAUGUAUCAGGAUCGUGCCAACUAUGCCUUCGAUAUCUCCAAGAUCUACGGCGCCCAGCAGCACGCGGCGGCACAUCAUCAGCAGCAGCAGCAACAGCAACAGCAGCAGCAACAACAGCAGCAGCAGCAGCAGCUGCUCAUGGCCAGCAGUGGGGCUAGUGGUGGGGGUGGCGGCAGUGCUGGCGGCAGCUCGCACAACAACAAUAGCAGCAGCGGGCUGGACGAGCGCGAUGCCACACCCCAGCUGGAGGCGGGCGGGCAAGCGGAGGCCAAGCCGCAUCUGCACUCGCCCAGCGACGUGGGCUUGGACUAUGCUCACCAAUAUGCCCAGCAAUAUGGCGGCCAGUUGGCCAGUGCCGCCGCUGGCAUUGGAGUCGAUGUUGGAGCGGGCGCCGGAGCAGCAGCUGCUGGUGGCGGCGGGGCAGGUGGCGCCUCCGACUUCCGCCGACCGCUAACGGUCAUCUUCUGACCACCAUCGUCCAAUGGCAGCGAGGAGUUGAACUUGUCUAUGACUUAGGAAAUGCGAGAUUAAAGUUAAACGUAGCCAACUUUACAAAUAAGCCUCGAGUUGUAAAUUAAUCAUAAGCUUUGUUAAAAUGAAGAGCAGCUCCGCAGUUAAGCAGCAGCUGAAGGAGGCGGAGAAGAGGAGAUUCCGAUUGAGGAGGUGCUUGGCGAUUCUCACGAAAGGCAGAACAACGAGCGGUGCAAUUUUUUAUGUUUUAAACGCUGAACGAAGUGCAUAGCAUAAAUUUAAAUGUAUUUAAAUU